AUGGAUGGGUCCGAAUGGAAAGCAGCACUUCGACUUCAGAUUGAGGCCCUUGCGAGACGUAACGAUCUUCAUCGACGAUGCAAUCGAGAUUCAAUUCGCUCCCGAACAGCGGAAAUGGACAUAAGGAUCGUCAAAUUACGAGAGCUUGUCGCCUCAGAUGCUAAUUAUGCAGCUCAGUUCUACUUGGAAUGCGUUUGCCAUGCAGAUGAAACGGAACGGAUAUUGAACAGGUCGACCGAUAUGUCGUUAACAUGUUUGGGAUUCAUCGUCGGAAUUGGCAACAUGAUGCGAUUUCCAGGGAAAAUCUGCGAAUAUGGAGGUAUAUUCUUUCUUCCGUAUAUAUUUUGUCAGAUUUUUAUUGGUUUUCCCAUGGUCUACCUCCAUCUGUGUAUCGGGCAAUACGCAGGUCAAACAGCUGACAUUGCAUUUCAACGUCUCAUGCCUAUUACGUGUGGUCUAGGAUGGGCCUUUGUGUUCGCUGCCAUUCCUGUAAUCAUCUACCAUAACACUAUUCUUGUCUGGUCACUUCAAUAUCUAUGGUAUUCAGUGCUUUCUGUGAUGAUAAAUGAAGAUCUGCCAUGGGAAAAUCGAUUGCUUGAAUUCCGCUUUAGGAUUUUUCACCUUUUGAAUUCUUUUCUUAUCCUCACAUUACCUCAACGCCACAUCGUUCUUGCCCUUACGGCCGCAUGGCUAUUGGUGUUUGCAGGCGUUUGUCGCAGUACCACAUGGAUGGCGUGGGCGACUCGUAUCACUGCCACUAUACCCUACCUUAUGCUUUUUAUUCUCCUCGUUCGAGGUCUUUCACUACCAGGAGCUGGUGUUGGAUUGACAUUUCUGUUCUCCUCGAUGUGGGCAGCUGCUGCUGAACAAGUCUUAUUUGAAAUAAGCGUGGGCACCGGUGCACUGUUCUCCAUAGCCGCCUAUAGCCGUUUCCGUAAUAACGUCUACCGUGAUGCGGCACUCCUGAUUACGAUGAAUGUCCUGACAUCACUGCUCGUUGGCAUGGUAUUGUUCUCAUUUUUGGGACUGUUAUCAAUAUCAUCUGAGAUUCACAUCAAUAAAAAUUCAGGUAACGAUCCCUUCUACAUGGUCUUCACGGUGAUUCCCAGUAUGACAAAAUUAAUGCGAUGGGGUCCUCUAUGGAUGAGCAUUCUUUUUGCCACGAUCGUUUUUACGGGUUUAGUAUGGGACACUAUUACACACGCAUGGUCUGAGGAUCAAAUCUCAGAUCGAUACUCGUCCAGGUCAACAAAGCCUUCUCUUAAGGUCGCAGACUCGUCUGGGAAGGUAAAAGUACUGACUUGUACAUUGGUUGGCCACCGCAAGUCAUUACAGAGACUUUAA
Messenger RNA from Haemonchus placei, 1344 nucleotides. NCBI's taxonomy places the organism in Eukaryota, Metazoa, Nematoda, Chromadorea, Rhabditida, Trichostrongylidae. The record is from the annotation of a GenBank genome assembly.